Molecule: messenger RNA, 1053 nt
Organism: Saccharomyces cerevisiae S288C
Lineage: Eukaryota; Fungi; Ascomycota; Saccharomycetes; Saccharomycetales; Saccharomycetaceae
Gene: GOR1
Product: glyoxylate reductase
Exons: 1
Coding region: 1-1053 (350 amino acids)
Cellular component (GO): cytoplasm; nucleus; mitochondrion
Molecular function (GO): glyoxylate reductase (NADPH) activity; oxidoreductase activity, acting on the CH-OH group of donors, NAD or NADP as acceptor; hydroxypyruvate reductase (NADPH) activity
Source: RefSeq, marked reviewed
AUGAGUAAGAAACCAAUUGUUUUGAAAUUAGGAAAGGAUGCCUUUGGUGACCAAGCCUGGGGGGAAUUGGAAAAGAUUGCGGAUGUAAUUACCAUCCCUGAAUCCACCACUAGAGAACAGUUUUUGCGGGAGGUAAAAGACCCACAAAAUAAGCUCUCCCAAGUACAAGUCAUUACUAGAACAGCAAGGAGUGUGAAAAACACCGGUAGAUUUGAUGAAGAGCUUGCUCUUGCUUUGCCCUCCUCCGUAGUGGCUGUAUGUCAUACUGGUGCUGGUUAUGACCAAAUUGAUGUUGAGCCAUUCAAGAAAAGGCACAUCCAGGUUGCCAAUGUUCCUGAUUUAGUUAGCAAUGCUACCGCUGAUACGCAUGUAUUUUUGCUAUUGGGUGCCCUAAGAAACUUCGGUAUUGGUAACAGAAGGUUGAUCGAGGGAAACUGGCCGGAGGCAGGACCCGCAUGUGGUUCUCCCUUUGGAUACGACCCUGAAGGGAAAACAGUUGGUAUACUGGGUCUAGGUAGGAUUGGUCGUUGUAUUUUAGAGAGAUUGAAGCCGUUUGGGUUCGAGAAUUUCAUAUAUCAUAACAGACACCAGCUUCCUUCCGAAGAAGAGCAUGGUUGUGAAUAUGUAGGAUUCGAGGAGUUUUUGAAGCGUUCUGAUAUAGUAUCUGUAAACGUCCCACUGAACCACAAUACUCACCAUCUAAUCAAUGCAGAGACUAUUGAAAAAAUGAAAGAUGGUGUAGUUAUUGUUAACACAGCGCGUGGUGCCGUGAUAGACGAACAAGCCAUGACUGAUGCUUUGCGUUCUGGAAAGAUUAGAAGUGCUGGUUUGGACGUUUUCGAAUAUGAGCCAAAAAUAUCCAAAGAGUUAUUAUCGAUGUCCCAAGUCUUAGGACUGCCUCAUAUGGGCACACAUAGUGUAGAAACAAGAAAGAAAAUGGAAGAACUGGUCGUUGAAAAUGCAAAGAAUGUGAUAUUGACCGGGAAAGUCUUGACUAUUGUUCCGGAAUUACAAAAUGAAGACUGGCCCAAUGAAUCUAAGCCAUUAGUUUGA